This is a messenger RNA of Exaiptasia diaphana, 1535 nucleotides long. Its product is annotated as liver carboxylesterase. The coding region runs from base 73 to 1461 and encodes 462 amino acids. The record is from RefSeq and is a predicted model, not a curated record. The transcript is spliced from 5 exons. Lineage: Eukaryota; Metazoa; Cnidaria; Anthozoa; Actiniaria; Aiptasiidae.
AUUCGUUACGCUCGUGCAGAACGUUUUGAGAGACCUCGCCCUGUAAGAGAAUCAUGGAAAGGUGUUAAGGAGAUGAAAACGUUUGGGAAAGUUUGUUGGCAGGAUAUGAGUUAUACGCCUCUUAAUCCUUUCAAUCCACCAAUCAAAGACAUGGAUGAAGAUUGUUUAAACCUCAACGUGUAUGUUCCUGCCGCCCCAUGUGACAGCAAAAGAGCUGUGAUGUUUUGGAUUCAUGGAGGUGGAUUUUUAAGCAACUCAAACAGAAUAGCUGAUGGCAGUUAUUUGGCAACAUUAGGAGAUGUUAUUGUUGUUGCAAUCAAUUACCGGCUAGAUAUGUUGGGCUUUCUCCAUCACAGACCAAGUGGUUUAAGAGGUAACUAUGGACUUUUUGACCAGCUGGAAGCCUUAAAGUGGGUGAAUCGAAACAUUGCAGCAUUCGGAGGUGAUCCAAAUCGGGUGACAAUAUUUGGUAACUCUGCUGGGGGUUUUAGUGUGUCUUCUCUCUGUUUGUCACCAUUGGCCCGCAGCCUUUUUAAAUACGCGAUUAUGCAGUCCGGGGUAGGAAAUUACCCAUUGGAUUCUCCACAUACCUUGCUUGACAAAGGAAACUUCACAAAUCCCGAAAGUACUAUUAUAGGCGUGGCCAGCGAUGAUGGAUCGUGUGUGACCAAUGCCAUACCGGAACUAUCGAAUCCUUAUAUCAACAUUAAAAGUGACAGCAUAACCAGAGAAUUCUUUCUUGAUGUUAUCAAUCCUCUAUUACCUGUAGUUAGCCACUUGGCUAGUUCUAAACGUUUCCUCCCAUUUUACAAAAAGUCUGUUAUUCAAGAGUACACUCCGUGGUCCAAUCUCAACAAAACACAUCAAAACCGACGCAUGAUUCUUGACUUUUUGAAAGACAGCGUGUUUAUCGCUCCAUCAAUUUAUCACGCAAAUGCAUUUGUCAAAAACGGUGCAAAAGUGUUUUUCUAUCAAGUGGACCAUGGUAUUGACAUGUCGGAUGGCUAUUUUACACAUCCACCGUUCUUAAAGGGUUAUCAUGAAACAGAGAAGUUUAUGGUGUUUGGAUUUCCAUUGAAAGCCUCACAUCCUCCACCAGCCGAUGUUGCAAUAUCCAAAAAAGUCAUAAAAAUGUGGUCAAACUUUGCAAAAACUGGAAAUCCUUACCCGUAUGAUACACAGAGUGAAGASUCCUGGCCUGAAUAYGAUCUAAACUCGAAAAAAUAUUUGUCAAUUGAACCCAAUUUGAAAGUAAAAAGCAACCUGCGACCUCGUCAAAUAGGAUUUUGGAACAAAUUUCUCCCUUUUUUGUAUAAGACCRCCUACGGAUCAUGUGUUACCAACUUUACCAGGUCUAACAUCAGCGAUUCUGACAGCGAUUUUGGCGCCGAGUUCGAAAGCGGGUCUGGCGGAGAGAUUGUUGGCGAGGAUUUUGAGGAGGAAUCUGGUUACAAUGGCUGAAGUCUAUUCCUUUCCUAGGUCUAUUCUAAGGGAUCUUGUCAAAAUAUAUCAAACAAUAAAAUGUUAAUGAGAAA